Molecule: messenger RNA, 393 nt
Organism: Staurois parvus
Lineage: Eukaryota; Metazoa; Chordata; Amphibia; Anura; Ranidae
Source: the annotation of a GenBank genome assembly
CAGCGGGCUUCGAGUCGUCUGGCAAGACUGCGGGUACCGAGUCGUCUGGCAAGACUGCGGGCACCGAGUCGUCUGGCAAGACAGCGGCACCGAGUCGAGUCGUCUGGCAAGACUGCGGGCACCGAAUCACCAGGCACGACAGUGGGCUCUGACUCAAUUGGCACGGCAGCGGGCACCGGGUCAUCAGGUACCGGAUUGUCUGGCUCGACAGCGGGCAUCGGGUCACCAGGCAUCAGGUCAUUUGGCUCACCAGCGGGCACCGCGUCAUCUGGCAAGGCAGUGGGCACCGAGUCACCAGGUACGACAGCGGGCUCUGAGUCAAUUGGCACGACAGCGGGCACCGGAUCAGGUACCGGAUCAUCUGGAUCAACAGCGGGCAUCGAGUCAACUGGC